AUGGGUGAUUUAAUACCGACUGAUAUUGCUAGGGCCGUAACAAUGGUCGAAAAUGGUCGAACUUACAGGGAAGUUGCUGGAAUAUUUGGUAAAUCACCAUCAACCAUCCAUCGUUGUGUCCCUACAUAUUAUUUCAUGCCGAUAGAUAACACAGAAUCGCAAUUUAGCAGUAGCACUAGGACUAGUACAUUCCUACAGGAUUAUUUGAUAACUCAACAUGCCCAAACUCAAAAUUUCGACUAUAUGAAAAGUUUAUUUCCAUAUUAA
Diabrotica balteata is the source of this 267-nucleotide messenger RNA. Lineage: Eukaryota; Metazoa; Arthropoda; Insecta; Coleoptera; Chrysomelidae. The record is from the annotation of a GenBank genome assembly.